CUGUGUAAAGUUGAAGUCGUUUAUUUGUGAAUAGGCUACAGAACCCAUUGUCUUUUUCUUUUUUUUAGGCAACUGGAUAUUGGUCCAGACAGUUUAAUGUCAGACAAUACUGCUUCGCAAAUGUUUCACUCCUGUCCUGAUAGGCUAUCACCUCCCCCCUUUACCCCUCUUUUUUUGGUUCCACUGAAACAGGAAGUUUAACGGCUGCUGCUUACGAGUGUUCUCUUUAGAUACACACUCGCAGUCGCCUCACCAAGACACCCAGAGAUAGGGUUACAGUUAUAUCAGUGCAAUGGAGCUAUUCAAGGAGGCAGUGGAUUACCUUGAGACACAGCAUAUCCCAGUGGAGGCUGCUGGUGGUACAGGGCCUGAUCCAUUGGAGGAUGAUGUGUUCCAAGAGGAGGAUGUGUUCUCCCCCCUCCAGACAGACAGCAUGGACCUGCCCGACACCCCCGUCCUGCGUACUCGGGAAGAGAUGCUGGUUAGGAGGCUCAUGGUCCUGAGAACGGUCGUGGACAGUGAGAAGAUCUACCUCAAUGAGCUAGAGACACUGUUAAUGCCUAUGAAGGCCUUGAAGGCCACAGCAGGGACGUCUCAGCCAGUUCUAUCCAGCCAGCAGGUCCAAUCUGUGUUCUAUCAGGUGCCUGAGCUCAGAGACCUGCACAGAGACUUCUACACUUGCCUGAGGGACCGCCUGGGGCCGCUGGGGCCACAAAUACACCCAGAGACAGACCCGGGGCAGAGGCCGGGGAAAGAGCAGGGCCAAAUGGGCUUCCAACUAACUGUUGGAGACCUCUUCCUUAAGAUUGUGAGCCAGCUAGGUGUGUAUCGUGGUUUCAUAGAUAACUAUGAGAGUGCUGUGGAGAUCGUGAGGAGGUGUACUCAGACUGACCAGCGCUUCAGAAUACUGGCUGAGGUAAGAUUCAGAGUACUGUCCGGGGUAAGCUUCAGAAUUCUGGCCGGGGUAGUUUCAGAAUACUAG
This is a messenger RNA of Salvelinus sp. IW2-2015, 982 nucleotides long. RefSeq names its product active breakpoint cluster region-related protein-like. Gene Ontology annotation, biological process: positive regulation of GTPase activity. NCBI's taxonomy places the organism in Eukaryota, Metazoa, Chordata, Actinopteri, Salmoniformes, Salmonidae. The record is from RefSeq and is a predicted model, not a curated record. Gene Ontology annotation, molecular function: GTPase activator activity; guanyl-nucleotide exchange factor activity. Gene Ontology annotation, cellular component: membrane.